AUAUUUAUGUUUUUUUUUGUGUGACGUGCAUACAUAUCGCAUGUCUGCUGCAUUAUUGUGACUCAGGGUGGGCCUUUCCUAGCCGUAAGGAUGUCGCUGUACCCUUCACUGGAGGAUAUGAAGGUGGACACAAUGGUGCGGGCCCAGAUGGCCCAGAAUCAUGGUCCACCACCUUACAUUCAGAACCACCCACCAGUGGCAGCCGCCCCAUCCGCUCCUGCCCCAACUGGCCAUUUCUACCCGUCUUUGGGAGAAUACAUGGGCCUGGAGUUCUCUGAAAGUGUCAUAGCCGCGAACAUGCCAGAAUAUCAAGUGCAAACCGUUCAGUCUGGAGGUGCUGUAAGCAAUUUGAUUGCUCCUCUGUCAUCUCAGUCAGUGUCCCUACCGAAAGCUACUGUAACAAAUGCCAUAAGGCAAGUUGUUCUCUGCAAAGAUGCAGAAGGAAAGUGUGGGGUUCGUCUGCAUUCUGUCAACAGUGGUGUAUUUGUGUGCUAUGUUGCUGCAGGGAGUCCUGCAGCUCUGGCCGGGCUCAGGUUCGGAGACCAAGUGCUGGAAAUCAAUGAUGUGGCACUUGCUGGCUUGACAAUGGAAAAGUGCCACGAAUUGUUGCGAAGCCCAGUUAAUGGAAUCACUAUGGCAGUGCGAGACAGGCCUUUUGAGAGGACUAUUACCCUACACAAAGACUCCAUUGGACAUGUGGGCUUCCACUUCAAGGAUGGCAAGGUAGUCGGCCUAGUGAAGGAUUCAUCUGCUGCUCGUAACGGGAUGCUGACCGACCAUCAGCUAAUGGAAGUGAACACAGUCAAUGUUGUUGGAAUGAAGGAUAAAGAGAUAUCAAAAGUCAUUGAUAACAGUCCGUCUGUUGUAAACAUAACAAUUAUUCCACACUAUAUUUACAAGCACAUGAUAAGCAAGAUGUCUUCAUCACUGUUCAAGGAGUUUGAUCGUACACCGGCUGUCUAAGUAAAAUAUUUUUUAUAGAUUACUAUAUUUAAGAUUAAACUAUGCAUUUCUUUAGUCACGAAUUUAUUAAGAUGUCGUUAACACAUCGUAAUCAACACCAUUUUCGUAUGUUUGAAAAGUCAGAACUUGAGACUUUUCUUGGAUAAGCUUACUUUAUUUUUACAAUCAAUGGUAUAUAUUUUGAUUGUGUUGUUCUAACGUAAAAGGUAUCACUUGUUUAUCAUUAUAAGGAAUAUUCAUGAGGAUGAUUUAUAUUU
Leguminivora glycinivorella is the source of this 1220-nucleotide messenger RNA. Its product is annotated as syntenin-1-like. The record is from RefSeq and is a predicted model, not a curated record. Lineage: Eukaryota; Metazoa; Arthropoda; Insecta; Lepidoptera; Tortricidae. Gene Ontology annotation, molecular function: protein binding. Gene Ontology annotation, cellular component: plasma membrane; cytoplasm.